UUUUAAACGCCGCGUCCUCCCGCAGCGUACACCGCGGCUCAGCCCACUCCUCUCCGACCUCGCUCGCAACAGCUUCCACUCUCCCCUCCAGCGGCCGCGCUCGUAAUCGUAGCUCGCGGGAGAUCGAUCAGCCAUGAGCCAAGGAGGAGGAGCGGCGGCCGGCAACGGCGUCAGCCCCGGCAACGUGCCGGUGUGCUACUACGGCCAAGCGGGGCGCGUGCCGGCGGCGCUGGAGCGGCGGGUGCGCGCCGCGGAGCUGUUCCUGCGGUGCGCGGCGUGCGGGCUCGCGGUGCUCGCCGCGGCGCUGCUGGGCGCCGACCGCCAGACACGCGUCUUCUUCUCCGUCGAGAAGGAGGCCCGGUACACCGACAUGCAGUCCCUCGCAUUUUUGGUGAUAGCAAAUGGGAUGGCGGCGUGUUAUAGCCUGCUCCAGGGGGCGAGGUGCUUGGUGAGCAUCCUGACAGGUGGCGUCCUCAUCAGCAGGCCCAUGGCAUGGGCUAUCUUCUCUUGCGAUCAGGUGAUGGCGUAUUUCACGAUCUCGGCGGUGGCGGUGGCGAUGGAGGCGGCGAUGAUCGGCAAGUACGGCAACACGCAGUUCCAGUGGAUGAAGACGUGCCACCUCUACAAGCGGUUCUGCGCGCAGGCGGGGGGCGCCGUGGCCUGCGCCGUCGCGGCAAGCCUCAACAUGGUCGGCAUCUCGCUCGUCUCCGCGUUCAACCUCUUCCGGUUGUACGGCAGCGGCAAGGGGAGGAAGUGAUGAUCGGCCGGCGACCCGGCGCUCGAUCAGCCUCUUCAGUUCAGUCUAGGAACACAGGCCGGAGUGCAUGCCUCCGGCCUCUUUCUAGGUUUUAACCCCCAGUCUGGAACCACAGCGCCAUGGAUGAUGGUCUUCUUCUCCGGUUUGAGCUUUUUUCCUUCUCUUUUUCUGGUGUUGGGAUGCUGCUACCUGUCUGUCGUCGUCUGUCAGCGCAGCGUAGCCAUAAAAAGUCUCUGGGACCUGUAUGUAAAUGAUGUGAAGUGAUCCGAGGUGUUUGUGUACGUAGUAGUAUGGCAAUAAACGUGCGGGAAAGCGAUGUAUCGACGACCGCUGUCGCCGCUGCAGGACGGCAGGGCUACCGAAUUUACUCCCUUGGUUACUACUGUA
Molecule: messenger RNA, 1144 nt
Organism: Panicum hallii
Lineage: Eukaryota; Viridiplantae; Streptophyta; Magnoliopsida; Poales; Poaceae
Product: CASP-like protein 2U2
Exons: 3
Coding region: 134-757 (207 amino acids)
Source: RefSeq, a predicted model, not a curated record